UGCGAUUACACUGCAAUUGCAUUGGAAAGGCUAAUCUUCGAGAUGAAAAAAGGUCAAGCGAUCUGAGCAAAGUCACGAUCGGAUCUAGCAGUAGCUAUCCUCCCCAGCUGAAACUCACAGGCUUGCCAAUUGGGCUAAGAAAAACCCAUACAAACUCCCCCAGCGGUCGGUGUGGGGAGAGAAACUGAAGAUCGGUGAUUUGCGCUCUAUGGGAUCUUCUUUCUCCUUUCAUACCAUCACCGUCGAUUCUUUUUUUUUUUUUUUUUCUCUCUCUUCAACUGUUAUUUCCUUAGCCUUUGUGGAUUCUUCUCAAUUCUCUCAAUUCCUUUCAUACUUAUCUUUUUUAUCAUCUCACGAGCUGCCGCAUACCUUCGAUCGCACAGAACAUUUCUCGAUCAUCCCUUUCACCCGGACCUAACGAGGCUGGAAUCUUUCCGUGCAUGUCGCGUUCCAAUUGACCAACCCAAGAUUCCCCCGUCGUGAACCUCUCCCCGGCCCUCCCUUGCUGGAAUUCUUGCGAUCGGGAAUUCCCCAGUCCGCCCGUCGCGGGGAUUGGCAACACAAGCCCGAGCGCCGAAGCUUGUGGCCUUGACAUUCCACAGAUCGCGCCGGCUAGACCAGUCUCGUCGCCGCUGCCAUGCCCUGGCGGCCGCUGCCUCGCAUUGCCUUUGCGGUGGCCAUCUACCCGUUCCACCCCUCUUCCCCGGCGGACCUCCCCCUCGAACUCGGCGAUGAAUUGUAUAUUAUUGAACAAGGCGGGCUGGACGGUGAAUGGUGCCGCGGAUAUCUUGUUGCGCCACCGUCAUUACUUGCGGGAUUGACCAGUACCAAGGGUCAAACGCUCGAGGCCCGCGUCUUCUCGGGUAUCUUCCCGCGGAAUUGCGUCGAGAUUCACGAAGUACUUGGCGACGGCGAAGGAUAUAAGGCGCUACUCAAUGGCGAUCGGAAGAGCGUAGAUCGCCUGACCCUGCCAGGUCUGUCGGGAUUGGAUGCCGACCUGGUGUCGCGCAGCAGUGUGGCCUACUCGGUCACCGAGUCCCAGACCGGCGGUGAGGUGUCCGAGGUGGUAGUCGCGAAGAAGGGCAAGCCCGCGCAAAUUGUGAUUCACAAAAUCGACGAGGCUGAUCUAUCCAACCCGCCAUCCGCUCAUACCUACCGAACUGGUUCGAUCCCGCAUACGCCCGUGACUCUCGCUCCCCGCGAUCCCGAUGCGCCGAAGCCUGCGGCCCCCGUGCCGAUGCUCAAAAUUGGUGACGAGACACCCACCUCUCUAACGGAGCCAUUGGUCGAUGAGAUUGCCUCCUGCCUGCGCGAAUGGCACUCGACAAAUUUGCAUGAGCUGCUGCUGGCUCGCCAGUAUGACGUGUUGGAGGAAAUGUCAACGAUCGUUCAAGAAUUGGAUUUCGCGCGGCGCCAAUUGCUGCACAAUGUCUUGACUGGGAAAGAGAAGGAGGCGCUUCGCGAUGAGACGGUCUGGAAGCUUGUCAGGGCCAAUAAAAUGCUGAGCGGGGAUACCAUCGUACGAGACCCCGAGCAGCGAGGCCGAUUGUUGACGGGUGAAGAUUCGGCUAUUCAACUUGCGAAGCUCCAGUCGGAGAUGAGUAUGCUUGAUAGCAGCCCCAUUACCAAUUCUGAUAGCACCGCUCUCAACCACCUCUUGUUGGAGAUCAACGCCGUAUCUGGAAAUGCCCCAGGACCCGUCUCUCUUGGAAUUCAGCUGUAUUCGCGGUCUGACGCUGGCGCAUAUAACCCGAUGUCCGAAACAUACAGCUUGGAUAUCCCGUCUCCUGAUAAGUUUGUCAGUUUGACACAGAGCAAUAAACUAAAGACGCUAUUCACCGAGCUCGCUGCAACGGAUAUUGGAGAUGGUUCCCCAAAUGGUCGCCAACUCUAUGUGGUUGCUUCCGUGCGUGCGGCCGAAUAUCGGUCGACCGUUGACAACACACCCGUCUCGAGAUCAUCAAUAUCACGCGAAGGCUCUACGGCUUCGAAGCCAGCUGGAGCUGGUGGAAUCCAGCCAUCGGCCAAGGGCAGUCUGCGUACACGGCGAAGCAUGAUGUGGGCACCUAAGACUCGCGGCUCACCUAGUCUAGACCAAAUACCCAGGUCUGGGGCCUCGGGAGCUCCGCGGUCAUCAAGCAGCUCGUCCGCCCCGCAAGAGCCAAACGCUCCCUAUCCGACCCCGACGAAGGAGAGCUCUGCCAUUCGAACCAUCGGUGUGGGUAUUUUGGAGGUCUCCCCAAUUCUACGACAAGAUCGGGAUACGGAAUCUGUCAUCAACAUCUGGUCUCCUCCCCGCGAAGGCGAAGAAGGCGAGGUUCACACAGACGGGUUUGAUAAGUUACUUCAAACCCUUCUUCCCAGCUCAACUGGUCGGUACAUACGUGCCGAUACUGCUCGUCUGCACAUACAUCUGCAUCCGUUCACGAGUACCGACCCGGAAGCCCUUGUGCGCCAGAACCCAACAAUCCUCCAGGAUGUUGUACAGACUCGCCGCAUAGGUUUCUCCAAGGCGCCUACCAAGCCCCGAUCAGAUAUCUAUGUGACUAUCUCGCAGGCUGUUUUCCCAACAGAUGCUCUGCUGUCUCACCCAACGGCUGGCCAGAUCCCUCUGCAGCCAACUACCGACCUCCGAAAUCUCCAGCUCACGCUAGAAAUUCGUGAUUCUUCUGGUGCCCGGGUGGACAAGUGUGUCUUCCCUUCAUCUGCCAACACUUCCCACACUGCAUGGCGGACGACAAUCGCCCAACGGGGCACGCCAUGGUACCAGACGAUUCGUUUGAAUAUUCCCACCGAGAAGAUUCCCGGCUCGCACAUGAUAAUGAGUGUCGCCGAUGCGCCAGAAUUCCCUUUCGCUCUGGCAUGGAUGCCUCUUUGGGACCAGCAGGCUUUCAUCCGAGAUGGUCAGCACUCUCUGCUGCUCCAUGCUUAUGAUAAGCAGACAUCCAGCAUUGAGAAUGGCAAGGGCGCAUACUUGAAUCUCCCGUGGAGUGCUCUGGGAAAGAACGAGUCGGCCAAAGAUGAAGCGGUCACGGGCCCUUUGGCAACUCUGCGUCUCCAGACUCACCUCUGCAGUACGGAGUACUCGCAGGAUCAAGUUAUUUUGAGUUUGCUGAACUGGAAAGAGCGUCCUGUCGACGAGGUGCUGAACACCCUUAAGCGGUUGCUUUUCGUUCCGGAGAUGGAGAUUGUCAAGCAAGUCCGUGGAGUUUUCGAUGCGCUUUUUGGCAUUUUGGUUGAGAACGCCGGCAACGAAGAAUAUGAGGACCUGAUAUUCAACAACCUGGUCACUGUACUAGGAAUCGUUCAUGAUCGGCGUUUCAACCUGGGCCCUCUGGUUGACCAUUACGCGGACGAGCAAUUCAACUUCCCCUUUGUGACCCCAUGCCUGAUUCGGAGCUACCUGCGCCUUUUGAAUGCUGCGACCGAUUCUUACCAGUCCCGUAAUCUGCGUGCUGCGUUCAAGGUUGGACGACAUCUGCUCAAAUUCAUUAUUAAUGCUCGCGAGCAGCAAAAAGCCAAGGAAGAAGGUAUCGGAAUCACUUCGGUCCAGUCAACCUUCAACAGGGACUUGCAUACGAUUUUCAAGUCGAUGGAAAGCCUUAUGAAGAACACCUCCCCGGCUUUGGUUGGAAGCAAGACUUUGAUUGUGCAACACUUCCAUUCAUGGCUACCCGAGCUGUCCAAGGUCCUUGGCCGCGAUGAAAUGAUUAUGAUUGCUCUGAGUUUCAUGGAUUCUUGCAAGGAUGUGACGGGGAUGUUGGUUCUUUACAAGCUGGUUCUCAUCCAAAGCUAUACCCAGUUCGAGAUCUUCGCUUCUGGGGAGGAGAGAAAGACUCUGAUUUCCAGCUGCGUUGGCUGGCUAGCACCUUAUUGGGGAUCGACUGCUAGCGUGUCGGACCAGUAUCGUGACCAGGUUCGCCUCAGCAGUGCCAUCGUGGCCCAGCUACUGACGCAGUCUCACCCUCAACUUUACGAUUUCAUGCCCAGUAUCGUUGCCUCUUACUGUGCUAUCUCUGCCGAGGGAGUGGAUGAUACGGAAUACUUGUCCCUGCUCUUUAGCAAGUCUUUCCCCUUCCAGGUCAAGGUUUCCAAGACUCCCCAGAAGUUUGAUGAAGCUUUGGUUGAGUUGUCAGCAAUCAUGGCAACAAUUUCCAAGAUUGUGACACCCACGACUCCUAAUCUUAAGGAGCUGGAGCUCGCGACGUUCGUUGGACAGGCACUCGAGGCCCACAACUCUAUCAUUGACUGCGAGGCUUACCCGGAGACGUGGUUUAGCAUUCACGUGUACAACCAUCGCGCCGCAAUCAAGAGCCUGGAGCACCUUGCUCUCCUCCUGAUUGACAAGCUACUGCCAGAUGCUGACGACGCUGACGACUUUGACACGAAACUCUGGGAGUCAUUCUUCACGACGCUACUAAAGGUGAUUUCAAGUGACGCUUUGGCUCUGGAAACCUUCCCGGAGCAGAAGCGCCGCGCGGUCUGGAAGAUUGCGGGUGACGUUCGCGAGCAAGGUGCUGAUCUUUUGCAUUCUACGUGGGAAGCAAUUGGUUGGGACACUACAGAUGAGGAGCGAGAACGCUUCGGCCUGAAGAAGCUGGGUGGCUACCAGGUCCAAUAUGUACCGAAUCUGGUGCCCCCUAUAAUUGGGCUGUGUUUGAGCGUGCAUGAGGGUCUUCGCCAUGUUGCCGUUCACAUUCUCCGGACGAUGAUUCUGAGUGAAUGGGACUUGAAUCAGGAUAUCUCCAUCAUUGAAACUGAGAUAAUCUCUAGUCUAGACUCUCUCUUCAAGGUCAAGCACAUGAGCGAGAGUGUCAGCCAGAAGAUCUUCAUUGGAGAGUUGAUGGACUUGUUUGAGGGGGAUGCCGAGUCUGAUGAGGAUCUGUUCAAUGCUGUCAAGGGUCUCAUUGCUACCGUUGAUGAGCUCCUCGAUCUCCUGGUUGCCUCACAGAGCAGUAGCUCGACUCAGAGUCUGCAUGCCCUGAAGCUUAUGGAAUACAUGAAGGAUAUGGGUCGCGAGGACAUCUUCAUCCGUUAUGUCCAUGAACUUGCCGACCACCAGGCCACCUAUGACAACUUCACCGAAGCUGGUCUAGCCCUCCAAUUCCAUGCCGACCUUUACGAUUGGGACGUCAACAAGCCUCUUGCUGAGCUCCUGAAGCCAGCUUUCCCAGCACAGACUGCGUUCGAGCGAAAGGAAUCUCUUUACUUUUCAAUUAUCCAGCACUUUGAAAAUGCCAUGGCCUGGGCUCCUGCGUUGGCUUGCUACAAAGAACUUGCAGCGCACUAUGAGAGCACGACCAUGGAUUUCGCGAAACUUUCCCGCGCGCAGGGCUCCAUGGCUCGUAUCUACGACUUUAUCGCUAAGGGUGCCAAGCAAUUCCCGAGGUAUUUCCGCGUGGUCUACAAGGGUCUUGGAUUCCCGCCUAGCUUGCGGGAUAAAGAGUUUAUCUUUGAAGGCUCCCCUACGGAACGCAUGGCGUCGUUUAUCGAUCGUAUGCAACGGGAGCACCCUACUGCGCAGAUUAUGUCAUCGGGCGAAAUUCCUGAUUACGAGGGUCAAUUCCUACAGAUCAGCGGUGUUACGGCCCAUCGCGAUGUUUCUCAUCCUGUGUAUCAGCGGUCCAAGGUGCCUGGAUCUGUUCGUGAACACUUGCUGAUCUCCGAUCCCUCUCGCUUCUCGGCCACUUCUCGGAGACAUACCAGCAGCUCAGAUGUGCGGGAGCAGUAUGUUGAGAAACUCAUCUUCUCCACUGCGGAGCCUUUCCCGAAUAUCCUUCGCCGCAGCGAGAUCAUUGCCGUGAAGGAGAUUGCCCUCUCUCCUCUGCAGACUGCCAUUGAACGGACCUGGCGCAAGACCCAGGAAUUGCAGCUUCUGGAGCGUCGGGCUGCAUCUGGUGAGGACAAUGGCUUGUCGAAUCUGACCGAGGCACUGGAGCAGUUGCUUGAGAUGCGAUCAUCGCCGUCCAAUUGUGUUGCUGUUUACCGUGCAUUCCUGAGCGGUGCUCAGGGGAUCAAGGAAAAUGGCGACACCGCAGAGACAGAGGAUGGCGAUGACGAAAUGAAUGGUGAAGAAGAUGUCCCGGAGACCAUGGACCCGAUGGAGAACGCUCUUGCGGUCGCUCUCAUCGAUCAUGCUCUAGCUAUCAAGCACGCUCUGUCGCUCUAUCAGCGUCCCGCUCACCAAGCUACCCAGGCUGAGCUCCUCCGGCGUUUCGAGGCAGUGUUUGACCCUGAGCUUGCCUCUCUCUCGACCACCCCGCCGGAAUACUCAUCGCCGACACCCACCCAGCCUGCUCGGCGGUCACCAUCGUCCGAUACGCGGCGCAAGCAGGCUGUGCAGCGAUCCGUCAGCCCGGAACAAGAGCUUAUCCGGGCAUCCCGGGGUUAUACACACAACCGUAAACGUUCAGAACGGCAAUCGGUCAGCCACCGGAUUAGCAUCAUCAACCCCUUCAAGCGGUCGCAUGUUGCCUCGAACUCUAUCUUUACCAUCCAGCAAUCACCCGAGAAGGCUCAGAAUGUGACGGGUGACCUUGACGAGGGUGCCGAAGACGACGCCGCCACUAUCCACAGUCGAGCCACGAGUCGAUCCCGGGGUGGUAAGAGUGACAAGCGUCGCAGCUGGUUCGGCGGAGAAAAAAUGAAGCAUGGUUCGUCUCCCUCCGUAGCUGCCGUCAGCGAAGACGUCCAUGGCGCGUCUCUCAAGAAGCGUCCCUCGCGAAGUGCAUCCCGCGACACUGCUGCCCAGUCUCAUGACGGACGCAGUCGUGCAGGCUCGCAGCAUCGCGGACCGGUUGCUACCGGUGCCGUGAGCACACCCGUUGAGCGACCAGCUCCUGCCUCGAGUGGAGGGUGGUCAACCAUCCCACCGACGCGCGAUUAUUCGCGCCCAGUGACUCGGGACAGCACCCAUACCGGCCGCGACUUGGCAGGCAGCUUGAACGGAACAUCGCGGGCGUCAGUGUCGGUGCAGCCCGUGAACAAUAACUCGAACAAGGACGGGAUGCGCGACUCGGUUUUCCGACGGUUUAGUCUGUUGAAGGGGGUUGGUCGCAAGACGAGUCGGAUGGAUUUCAAGGCUACCGGUACCUUGCAAGAGGAGUAAUGCUGGUUUUCCCGCAACCUCUUUCUCUUGAAAUACCCUUUUUGGUUCCCAUCACGUUGACGCUUUCCUUUUCCUUUUUCUUUUCUUCUCCCUUCCUUCUUCCUCUUCUCUUCUUCUUGAUGUGACUUACUACUUCUUUUGAUGUAACCUUUCCUUUGCCUUUGUAAUUUCUCCUUUUUGAUUCUCCCCGCCCUCUUGAGUCUACCUCUUUCUCUUUCCUUCCCGUCAUUAUUUUUCUUUAUGGAUCGGGGGACUUUUGUCUGUUUUCUUGAGGGGUGUUUUGAGAUAGAUACCAAUGUUGUUCUAGUUCGUAUCUCCGCAUAGUGUUUGGCCUACGUCAGUCUAUCCUUUCUGUGGUGCUUAAUGGAUGUACAGUAAAUACCUCAAUAUUGGGGAUAUCGAAUACUAGAUAUCUGCAUGGCCUCGUUUAAAUGACCAGCCACA
Penicillium brasilianum is the source of this 7552-nucleotide messenger RNA. NCBI's taxonomy places the organism in Eukaryota, Fungi, Ascomycota, Eurotiomycetes, Eurotiales, Aspergillaceae. The record is from the annotation of a GenBank genome assembly.